GCUGGGGUUUGUAGUCCUUUGGACGAGGGGGCGGUGCGCUCCCGGCCGGCGGUGGGACUGCAGCUCCCAGGGCGCCCCGCGGCGCGGCCGUGUUGUGCCUCCGUGUCGGGGCGAAGGGGAGGAGGAUGGUGACAGCGGGAGGAUGGAGGCCGUUUUGUCUAGGUAUGAAAACCAGAUCACUAUUUUGUCAGACUACUUAGAAGAAUUUCCAGAAACUGAUGAGCCAGUGUGGAUUUUAGGAAGGCAACACCACCUAAACACAGACAAAUCUAAGUUAUUGUUGGAUAUAAGUGCUCGUCUCUGGUUUACGUAUAGAAGAAAGUUUUCACCUAUUGGAGGCACCGGUCCCUCGUCUGACGCGGGCUGGGGAUGCAUGCUGAGGUGUGGGCAGAUGAUGCUGGCCCAGGCACUGAUCUGCAGACAUUUAGGAAGAGAUUGGCAAUGGGAAAAACACAAAAAACAACCAGAAGAAUAUCAUAGAAUCUUACGGUGCUUUCUGGAUAGAAAAGAUUGCUGUUAUUCCAUCCAUCAAAUGGCACAGAUGGGUGUUGGAGAGGGGAAGUCCAUUGGAGAGUGGUUUGGACCAAAUACAGUUGCUCAAGUACUGAAGAAGCUUGCUUUAUUUGAUGAAUGGAAUUCGUUAGCAGUUUAUGUAUCUAUGGACAAUACAGUGGUCAUCGAGGACAUCAAGAAGAUGUGCUGGUCCCCUGCCCAGAGCAGCAGUGUUGCCCACAGCAGUGCACAUUUGCACAGAAGUGCUCUUGGCCCAAACAAGAACACAGCAGGAUUGUGCCCAGGCUGGAAGCCCCUCUUGCUCAUUAUCCCUCUCCGGCUAGGGAUUAAUCACAUCAAUCCAGUGUAUAUUGAUGCAUUUAAAGAAUGCUUUAAGAUGCCACAGUCUUUGGGAGCAUUAGGAGGGAAACCCAAUAAUGCCUAUUAUUUUAUAGGAUUUUUAGGCAAUGAGCUGAUCUACUUGGACCCUCACACCACUCAGAGUUUUGUAGAUUCAGAAGAAAAUGGCACAGUUGAUGACAAGAGCUUCCACUGCCAGCAAGCCCCACACAGAAUGAAGAUCAUGAAUUUGGACCCUUCAGUAGCUUUAGGCUUCUUUUGCAAAGAAGAAUGUGAUUUUGAUAACUGGUGUAGUCUUGUACAAAAGGAGAUUCUAAAGCAGCAGAGCCUGCGGAUGUUUGAGCUGGUCCAGAAGCACCCACCCCACUGGCCUCCUUUCAUACCUCCGAGCAAGCCAGAAGUGACAACCACAGGAGCAGAACUCAUUGAAUCUACUGACAAGCUAUUCGAAUUGGAAGAAGAAUUUGAAAUCCUGAGUGUAUGAAGGAAACUGUGGUGACCCUUCUGAGUAUUGAACAUAUUGCUAAUAUUAUUGCAUUGACAUAAAUUACACAGCCAUGUUAGCCCAAAAGUGCCUGAAAUCAUGGAUAACAGAGCACAAACAUGUGGUAUCAUCCAAAACUCCUACAGGGACAGUUCCUUCUGUCAAAGAGCUUCCCCAGAUGGAAAGGCACCGAAAGAUUUUAUUGUAUGACCCUGAAAGGGAACCUCUUUUUAAUGCGUGUCUUUCUUGAAGACAAAUGGACCUCUGAGCUUAAGGCAAAAAUGUCUGUCAGUGAGUAUGUUUGGAGAAAGGGAUAACACAAAAUGGAUAUUUCUUACUCUCAUAUAAUGCAAUAGUUUAGUUCUUAAAGCAAGAGUCUUCAGUUAAGGAGGAUGUCUACUUCUGUUCCUUCCUGUGGGCUGCCUCAUAGAAAAAAUGCAUUGUCUUGUUUAAAAGAUCAACUGGAUCAGGAGAAAAUUGUUUCCUUGUUAAAUAUUUUAACAUGUAUUUGAGCAACCACACUUUAUGACAAAAAUGUUUCUGUGAAAGGAACUAUGUCUAACGUAUCCAUUUUGCAACAGCCUUCCUCUUUCUGGGAGACCUCAAGAGGAACAGGAGCCUCAAACAGUUGAUACAGAUCACAACCACUGUUAUAGUUAUGAUAUAUUUCACCUUGACCUUAAAGUUCAAUCAUUAAAACUUAGGCUGACUUUUCUUUCGGAGCUAAAGUGAGUCAAAGGUGGUUUAACUGUACCUUAUUUAUUUUAAAAAAGAUUUACACAAGAAUCUGUGUUACUGCACUUUAUCUGUGCAUCUAAUAAAUUUCUUAAGCUUUUCAUAGGUUGUAUGCUGCUAUAUUUUGUUAAUUUGUUUGUGUGAACUAAAUAUAACCCAGGUUAUCUUAAAACUUAAUAUAUAGGCAUAUGCAAAUUACUUAAUUGUUGGGUUUUUGACUUGUUGCCUUUUGAAAUCUGUUUUGGUAAAAGUGCCUUAAUUCUCCAGUUUUAUCAGCAGAGCCGGUGCAGUUUUGUUUCUUUUUAGAAAGAGUAUCACUGUAGCAGCUCUAAGAAAACCAGCUCAGAAUAAAGGCAAAGAUCUUUCAAUUCAUUCUACAGUUCCUUUUUCCUAUCAGUCCCCACUCUGAUCACUUUGUCACGAUAGUGUAAUGGACGUGAGUCGCACACUUUCCUCUUCAGUAAUAAAUGACCAUGUAGAGAAAUCCUGAA
Haemorhous mexicanus (house finch) is the source of this 2562-nucleotide messenger RNA. It is a transcript of the gene ATG4A, whose product is annotated as autophagy related 4A cysteine peptidase. Lineage: Eukaryota; Metazoa; Chordata; Aves; Passeriformes; Fringillidae. The transcript has 13 exons. The coding region runs from base 143 to 1336 and encodes 397 amino acids. The record is from RefSeq and is a predicted model, not a curated record. Gene Ontology annotation, molecular function: protein-phosphatidylethanolamide deconjugating activity.